Cuscuta epithymum is the source of this 1450-nucleotide messenger RNA. Lineage: Eukaryota; Viridiplantae; Streptophyta; Magnoliopsida; Solanales; Convolvulaceae. The record is from the annotation of a GenBank genome assembly.
AAAGUCCUCAAAAGUGACCCAACACUUUCUUCUGCGCACUUCUUCUUCCCCAGCGACCUUCUUUGCGCAUUACUUCCCAGCGAACAGAGCAUCUUCCUGUGUCAAAGCGUCGGCCUUGCCUCCGCCUAGCCUCUGCCUCACCCUUGCUUUCGCCUCCACCUCCAUGUCGAUGGGCAAAGUCGCUGCUCUGCGCAAUCACCCGACAACAAUGACAACAUCGCUGCUCCGCGCCUCUCCAUUAUGCGGCUAUUCCUCUCCUUUGCUGGCCGUGACGACCACAGUGGCUAGGUUUUCAAGUCGUUGCUCGAUUUAUUUGCAUCCGGCUAUCCAUGGUGUUGCUGGAUCUGGACAACGACGAGUUCAUUUUGUUCUUCACAGAUUCCAGAUCUUGGUCUGUGUUUCACCGAUUUGUGGUCGAAUUAAUGGUGUUCUGGGUUGUUAGUUGGACGGCGGUGCGGCUGUAAAUUGGUGAGGAAGUGAAUACUGGCAGAUUCUAAUUUUGGUAGAUUUUUUAUUUUCUGCAAAUUUUUGAAGCCAGGGAGAUGCUUAUGCGGCAACUUCAAGGUAAGAAAAAAACAGAGUCUCUGCCUACAAAUGAACUUGAGACCAUGGAAAAACCUUCAGAUGGGGAAAACCAACUAACUGCCUGUGGGGAUGGGGAUGGGGAUGAGGGGUAUGGGGAUGGGCGGUCUAAGGAGAGAUGUGAGUGGUGGUGGUGGGGUGGCAGUGCUGGCACGGAGGGGUGGUUGAUGGCGGUGUUGGAUGGUCAAUAUUUUGCCGGAAAAAGUUACCGGAAAAUUUUCCGGCGAUCAUAGUGACAUUUUUACGGCAUCAGUGACAUCAGAAGUGGCGACAGUGACACAGGCGGUAGUGGCAGUGACAUGAGCGGUGGCGAUAGUGACAUGGACGAUGGUGGCAGUGACAUUCGAUAGUGACAUAAAUUCAGUAGUGACAUCAUGUUUUUUAAAUAUAUGAUCUUCUACUCACUUUGUUGUCCUUUUGUAAAAGUGGUCGCAUUUUUAAAAAUUUACUUUAACAUAGUAAUAUUCAAGGCAAAAGCCCAUAUUUCCAAGGAUAAGGAAAUGUGAGACUGCCAAAGACGUAUGGGAUGAGUUAACAAAGAUUGGAACUGGGGAUGAACAAGAAAAGGACAACAAACUAACUAUUGCUCUCAAGAAGUUUGAAGAUUUCAGAAUGUUGUCAAAUGAAUCUAUCCAUGAAAUGGAGUCCAGAUUUCUUAAAAUUAUUGCAGAGGUCUCUGAUCUUGGGAAGACUCUCUCUCAAAAAGAAAUCUCUCUCAAAGUUUUAAGAGGACUACCAUCAAGAUGGGAUAUGAAGGUAACUGCCAUGAGAGAUAGCAGGGAUCUCAGAAGUCUUUCAACAGAUAAACUCUUUAGUGAUUUAAAAGCUUAUGAGUUUGAGAUGAAAGAAAUAAAGGAUGAAAAGGAGG